GCGAAAACUACGCGUGGAUUAUAAGACACAUCGCUGCUUUUUGGUCUUGAAGUAGAACCAAAAUUUAUCUAUCCCACAAAGUUGUAAACCUCAUCCAAAACAUUGAGCUUCUGGCAUUAAAGUUGUUCAAGCUUCAAAGUUGUUAAUCUUAGGAAAUGGUGCAUCUGUAUCAUGACCUUUUUGUGAAUAUUCUGAGUUCCGUUAUUAUAGUUAUUUCUUUGAGCGUUCCACAAGUCUAUGGUUUCGGCCAGUCCAAAGAAAGCGGACAUUUCCGUAGUAAACGGCAGACCUUCACACAAACCACCUACACCUUCACGCCCACCUCCUGUGCCGCCGGGGCAUCAGUGGGGACAGUGACAGCCACACCCCCCGCCGGUGCCACGCUCAUCUACCUCAUCUCCUCCCAACCGACGGCGGGACAGUUUGCCAUUAAUCCCACCACCGGCGCCAUAUCCUUCGUAAGUGCCGUGACAACCAACGGCGCUCCAGUAACGAUUCAGGUGACCGCCACAGCCACCCCGGCAGCCGGUACCGUGCCCACCGCUACCGUUACGAUUAACUUGGUCAGCUGCGGGGGACCGACAUUCACUCAAACUACGUAUAAUUUUGCUCCGACCACCUGCACGGUGGGCACGGCCAUCGGAUCGGUAUCGGCUUCGGCGGGUGGCGCCGCUGUACAGUAUGGAACGCUGAAUAGCCAGGUGGCGGUUAGUUCCACUACUGGAGCGCUGACCUUUACAACCGCACCGACGACCAACACGCCCAUCAUCGCUCUGAUAACGGCGACAACGGCAGCAACUGGGGUGGCGACUUCGACGGCGACGGUUACCAUUACGCCGGCCUGUACACUAGCCGGUGGCACCUUUAGCCAGAAUUCAUAUACUUUUACCGUGACGAACUGUGCAAUUGGCUCAACGGUCGGGACGGUUACCGCCAGUUUCGCACCCGGCACAACGGUGACAUAUUUUAUGUCCGGUGGGAAUGGAUUAUACCAAAUUGGCCAGACCACCGGUGUGAUAACCACAGCGGCGGCCUUACCGGUUGGCACGACAAACUUUAACGUAGCGGCUGUUGGUUCGAAUGGACAAAGCGCACAAGCACCUGUGUCCAUUAGCGCCACCUGUACCGGUACCGCAGGGGCUACUACCCUCGCCACGACUACCGUCGCCGGCUCUCCCGUAUUUUCGGCAUCGUCAUACUCGUUCAAUAUUCCGUGCAAUGUUGUCGGGUGGCAAUUUGUUGGUCUCCUCCAGGCGGCUAAUUCCGACAAAGAUCCCCUGAAUUACAGUCUACAGCAAGAUGUUAUUGGACGAUUUUUUGUUGAUCCAAGUUCUGGCGAACUGAAAACAAUGGGACCUUUGGCACAAGCGGGAACAUUCAGUUUGAUUGGACGAGCUUCGGAUCCUUGGGGCUUUAUGACAACUGUUCCGAUUACGGUUACCGUUGGCGGUGCGGCAUGCACAUCUUGACAUCUUUUUUCAAGUACUGCGCUCGCUCCAUUAAUUUUUCAUCCGGAAAGGACUGAUUAUACAGAUAAUUUUGUGUAUCUUUUCUUGCUACUCGAACACAAAUUCCAGACAAAUACAAAUAUUUGUUUUAGAUUUUGUCUUUUGUAUGUAUUUCCAGUAAGC
Molecule: messenger RNA, 1631 nt
Organism: Paramacrobiotus metropolitanus
Lineage: Eukaryota; Metazoa; Tardigrada; Eutardigrada; Parachela; Macrobiotidae
Product: spore coat protein SP96-like
Exons: 4
Coding region: 156-1469 (437 amino acids)
Biological process (GO): cell-cell junction assembly; cell morphogenesis; multicellular organism development
Cellular component (GO): membrane; catenin complex; adherens junction
Molecular function (GO): calcium ion binding; cadherin binding
Source: RefSeq, a predicted model, not a curated record